AUGAUAAAAAUAAACGGCUCCGAUUUUCGUGAUCCACUUGCUCUAAAAUGCCUUUAUAUCUCACUAGUCCGUUCUUUAUUAGAAUAUGCUCCACUAAUUUGGAAUCACAAAAGUGUAGGACAUAAUGAUCAACUUGAUAAAGUUCAAAAUAAAGCUCUCAGAUUUUUAUGUCAUAAAGGUAAUAUUCAAAGAACUUCUCACUCUGGAUAUGAUAAUAAUUUAAAAUUGUUAAAUUUAGAAUCUUUAAAUGUAUGGAGACACUUAUCAUACAACACGUUCCUCACCAAAUUGCUAAAUAACGAAAUUGAUGAUCCAUUUUUAUUAAGUCAAUUAAAUUUCAAAGUUAAUAGCCACUACACUCGUAACAAUCAUUCAUUCUAUAUUCCUCAUUCAUCCGAAAAGUUUACAUCAUACGACCCCAUAAAUAUUUUAAUGUCUUCGGGAAAUAGUUAA
Messenger RNA from Sipha flava (yellow sugarcane aphid), 453 nucleotides. RefSeq lists its product as uncharacterized. The coding region runs from base 1 to 453 and encodes 150 amino acids. NCBI's taxonomy places the organism in Eukaryota, Metazoa, Arthropoda, Insecta, Hemiptera, Aphididae. The record is from RefSeq and is a predicted model, not a curated record. The transcript has a single exon.